This is a messenger RNA of Parnassius apollo (apollo), 336 nucleotides long. The record is from the annotation of a GenBank genome assembly. Lineage: Eukaryota; Metazoa; Arthropoda; Insecta; Lepidoptera; Papilionidae.
AUGGAUUCAUUUUCCAACAGGACAAUGAUCCUAAGCAUAGCUCAAAAUUAUGCAGAGGAUAUUUGGAAGAGAAAGAGGCACAAGGGGUGUGAAAUUACAUGGUUUGGCCUCUUCAGAGGCCUGGAUCUCAAUCCCAUUGAACUUCUGUGGGAAGAGCUUGAUAGGAACGUCCGUAAUUGUGGUCCAUCCUCGCGAGAAGAAAUGUGGAAUGCUUUGUGCCAAAUUUGGAGCAAUAUAUCACAAGACACUAUCAACAAAUUGAUUGCCCGUAUGCCGAGACUUGUGAAAAAAGUCAUAGAAUGCAAAGGAGGAUUUUUUGAUGAAAAAUCUGUUUAG